This is a messenger RNA of Entrophospora sp. SA101, 228 nucleotides long. The record is from the annotation of a GenBank genome assembly. NCBI's taxonomy places the organism in Eukaryota, Fungi, Glomeromycota, Glomeromycetes, Entrophosporales, Entrophosporaceae.
AUGGUCUAUACGGAUAAAUGUCCAGUUUUGAGCGAUAUUGAAUGGAGAGAUAACUGUCAAUUUCCAGUAAUUCGUAAAGGUGAAACUCCAUCUGAUUGGAUAAAACGAAUUUGGGAUCAGUUGACGAAUUAUAAGAAUAAUAAUCGUUUGACUGAUGAUAAAAAGCGAUAUCUUAUUGCCAGAAAAAUGAAAUAUUUAUGGGAAGGCGAUCUUGGUCAUGCUGUAGGU